Messenger RNA from Condylura cristata (star-nosed mole), 1225 nucleotides. RefSeq names its product leucine rich repeat containing 14 (gene LRRC14). Gene Ontology annotation, molecular function: kinase binding. The annotation marks the transcript as partial. Lineage: Eukaryota; Metazoa; Chordata; Mammalia; Eulipotyphla; Talpidae. Gene Ontology annotation, cellular component: cytoplasm. The transcript has 2 exons. The record is from RefSeq and is a predicted model, not a curated record.
CUGGACAUGACGGGCCUCCUGGACGACGGCGUGGAGCAGGACCCCGGCACCAUGAGCAUGUGGGACUGCACGGCGGCCGUGGCGCGCACCUGCAUCGCCCAGCAGCAGGGGGCCCCCCCGGGGCCGGGGCCAGCCCCCGUCCCCGUGGAGGUGCGCGUGGACCUGCGGGUGAACCGGGCCUCCUACGCCUUCCUGCGGGAGGCGCUGCGCAGCAGCGUGGGCAGCCCGUUGCGGCUCUGCUGCCGGGACCUGCGGGCCGAGGACCUGCCCAUGCGCAACACAGUGGCCCUGCUGCAGCUGCUGGACGCGGGCUGCCUGCGCCGCGUGGACCUGCGCUUCAACAACCUGGGCCUGCGGGGCCUGUCGGUCAUCAUCCCACACGUGGCCCGCUUCCAGCGCCUGGCCAGCCUGCGGCUGCACUACGUGCACGGGGACUCGCGGCAGCCCUCGGUGGACGGGGAGGACAACUUCCGCUACUUCCUGGCCCAGAUGGGCCGCUUCGCCGGUCUGCGGGAGCUCAGCGUGGGCUCCUCCCUCCUGUCGGGGCGCCUGGACCAACUGCUGAGCACCCUCCAGAGCCCCCUGGAGAGCCUGGAGCUGGCCUUCUGCGCGCUGCUGCCCGAGGACCUGCGGUUUCUGGCCCGAAGCCCCCACGCCGUCCACCUCAAGAAGUUGGACCUCAGUGGCAACGACCUGUCCGGGGGCCAGCUGGAGCCCUUCCGGGGCCUCCUCCAGGCGGCCGCCCCCACGCUGCUGCACCUGGAGCUCACCGAGUGCCAGCUCGCCGACUCCCACCUGCUGGCCACCCUCCCCGUGCUGACGCGCUGCGCCCAGCUGCGCUACCUCGGGCUCUACGGCAACCCGCUGUCCGUGGCGGGGCUGAAGGAGCUUCUGCGGGACUCGGCGGCGCAGGCCGAGCUGCGCACGGUGGUGCACCCCUUCCCCGUGGACUGCUACGAGGGCCUGCCCUGGCCGCCGCCCGCCUCCGUCCUGCUGGAGGCCUCCAUCAACGAGGAGAAGUUUGCCCGCGUGGAGGCGGAGCUGCACCAGCUGCUGCUGGCCUCCGGCCGGGCCCACGUGCUCUGGACCACGGACAUCUACGGGCGCCUGGCCGCGGACUUCUUCAGCCUGUGACCCGCCGGGGCUCGCCAGGGCCUGGGCGCGGAGCCCCCUUCCUGCUCGGGGCGGCGCUGACCCCACACUGCUGUGUCCCGCGGCCCCGCGC